This is a messenger RNA of Alligator sinensis (Chinese alligator), 6363 nucleotides long. RefSeq names its product aminoadipate-semialdehyde synthase (gene AASS). Bases 1187 to 4003 code for a protein of 938 amino acids. Lineage: Eukaryota; Metazoa; Chordata; Crocodylia; Alligatoridae. The transcript has 25 exons. Gene Ontology annotation, cellular component: cytoplasm. The record is from RefSeq and is a predicted model, not a curated record. Gene Ontology annotation, molecular function: saccharopine dehydrogenase activity.
UUUUUGUGAUAUUUCUAAUGCAUCAACCAGUGAGAAAUCAUUAACCACCUUUCAGACUUAAUUUGAAGCAAACUGUACAUCAUGGAUAACCACUUUGAUAGUAACACGUCAUUUCUUUUGUGUCUUUUCACAUGAAGGCAGGAGAGGAUAUAGUGCAAGGGUGUCAAGUUCAUUUGGUCCCAUGGGCUCGAUCCAAACUGGGGACUGAAUGACCCACAAGUGGUUGUGUUAUUCCCCUGGCCUGCCAGAGGCCACUGUUUCAGCCUGGCUCCAGGACCCACGAAGUUCACGCUGCUGAUGAUCACCUCCCUUUUCUCCUACUGCUAAUUGUAGUCACCAGGGAUGACUGAGAACCCUAAUUUUGGUGGCAGGGGAGGGGGAGACCAGUGGUGUCAACUCCCUGGGUUCCAGAGCUGCACUGGUUAACCCCGCCACAGCCACAGCACUAAGCGCUGUGGGCCAGUCCAGCCUGAGAGCUGUGUUUGACACCCCUGGGGUAGUGGAAAAGAACUGUGUAACAACAGCCUUUUAUGGAAGUCUGGUAGCAGGCCUCUCUGUCUUGUGCUGCUGCCACAGCAGCUUGCACACUUGUAGAGAUCCAUGUCAUUUCUACAUAUUAAUAGUAGUGGUGCUAGACAGCAACAGGUACUCCCUCCAGUCGAGAUCCCCUCUGCAGUACCCUCCUUGUCUCUCCCUCCUGCCUUACAAGCCAAGUUGGGAGAGUUACAGUCAUUACCUCCCUUAUUAAUUGGUCUAAUAAAAGAUAUGGGAUUUACCCAUUACAUCCCAUACAUCCGUAGCAUUCAUGCCUCUUUGCUCUCACCAGCGUCCACCUCGCUGGCUCCGUGCAGUGCCCGGGUAGAAAGGCGUCUAUUCCCCGGUGCCGUCUGCUCUCUGUCGGAGCAGUCCCCGCGGGCUGUGCGGGCCGCGGUUUCGAUUCCCAUAGAGAGAACGCUGUGCACCGAAGGCGAGAGACUCUUGCCGUGACGUCACAGGAGGGGGCGGUCCCGAUUGGAGCAGAGGGCAGGCGGUGCCCCGAAGGCGGCGCCCGGUUGGCUGCAGCCGGGGGUGGCUUUUCUUCGUCGCCGCGUUCUGUAAAUAGCGCUGGGGGCAGCGCCGCUGCCCUUACAUAACCGGCCCUGGCCCCGGCCCCGCGCCCGCACCCUCGCAGUUAUCAGGUUUUAUCAUGCUCCGAGCAUUUAGACAUACAAAUGGUAAGUUUGGGCACCAUCACCUACAGAGCCGGGAUCAUCAUAAAUCUGUGCUGGCAAUCAGGAGGGAAGAUGUUAAUGUUUGGGAAAGAAGAGCACCUCUAGCACCAAAGCACGUUAAAGAACUAACACGUUUGGGAUACAAAGUCUUAGUACAGCCAUCAAAUCGGCGAGCCAUCCAUGAAAAGGAUUAUGUCAAAGCAGGUGGCAUUAUUCAGGAAGAUAUUUCUAAGGCUUCUCUAAUUGUGGGAGUGAAGAGACCUCCAGAGGAUAAAUUAAUCCCUAAAAAAAACUAUGCAUUCUUCUCGCACACUAUUAAAGCCCAGGAGGCGAAUAUGUCUCUUCUGGAUGAGAUUCUGAGACAGGAAAUUCGACUGAUUGAUUAUGAAAAAAUGGUUGAUCAUAGAGGGGUGCGAGUUGUAGCCUUUGGAAAGUGGGCUGGUGUGGCAGGAAUGAUCAAUAUUUUACAUGGAAUGGGAUUACGAUUUCUUGCCUUGGGACAUCAUACUCCUUUCAUGCACAUUGGGAUGGCCCAUAACUACAGGAACAGCAACCAGGCUGUGCAGGCAGUGCGGGAUGCUGGCUAUGAGAUUUCUCUGGGUUUGAUGCCAAAGUCUCUUGGACCCUUGACGUUUGUGUUUACAGGAACUGGGAACGUCUCUAAGGGUGCCCAAGAAAUGUUCAAUGCACUCCCUUGUGAGUUUGUGGAGCCACAUGAGCUGAAGGAAGUUUCUAAAUCUGGAGACCUUAGGAAAGUAUAUGGGACGGUGCUAAGUCGUCACCAUCAUCUUGUAAGGAAGAGUGAUGGAGUGUAUGACCCAGCAGAAUAUGAGAAACACCCAGAACUCUACACUUCUCGUUUUAACAUUGAUAUUGCACCCUACACUACUUGCUUAAUUAAUGGAAUAUACUGGGAGCAAGAUACUCCUCGCUUGUUAAGCCGACAGGAUGCACAAAAGCUGCUAGCUCCACAUAAAUUUCCUUCUCUUGCAAUUGAGGGUUGCCCUGAAUUACCACACAAACUUUUGGCAAUAUGUGACAUUUCAGCAGACACAGGAGGAUCUAUAGAAUUUAUGACUGAGUGUACAACAAUCAACAAUCCAUUUUGUAUAUAUGAUGCUGACCAGCAUAUUAUUCAUGACAGUGUUGAAGGCUUUGGAAUUCUGAUGUGUUCCAUUGACAACCUCCCAGCACAGCUUCCCAUAGAAUCAACAGAAUAUUUUGGAGACAUGCUUUUCCCUUAUAUUGAAGAGAUGCUAUUAUCUGAAGGCUCUGAGCCUCUUGAAAGCCAGAACUAUUCACCUGUUGUUCGAGAUGCAGUGAUUGCAUCCAACGGUUCAUUGACUCCUAAGUAUAAGUAUAUCCAGAAACUGAGGGAGAGCAGGGAAUAUGCUCAGUCACUGACCAUGGAUAAGAAGAAAAAGGUCUUGUUACUUGGAGCUGGCUAUGUUUCUGGCCCUGUGAUAGAAUACCUCACUAGAGAUCCCAACAUUCAAAUCACAGCAGUUUCUCCGCUGACCCUUUAUCCCACAACAGCAUCUUUUAUGAAGGAACAACUUGAACAGCUGACCAAGAAACACAGCAAUGUCACUUCUGUAAUUAUGGAUGUUAUUAAACAUGAGGAUAAACUUUCCACCUUGGUGAAGAAGCAUGACCUCGUAAUCAGCUUGCUGCCUUAUUCAGCACAUCCUUUAGUUGCUAAGAAAUGCAUUGAUAGUAAAGUAAACCUGGUAACAGCUAGCUACCUAACACCAGCUAUGAAAGAACUCCAAGAAAGCGUAGAAGCUGCUGGUAUUACAGUUAUCAGUGAAAUGGGUUUGGAUCCUGGCCUUGAUCAUAUGUUGGCAAUGGAAUGUAUUGAUAAGGCAAAAGAAGUAGGCGCUACGGUUGUCUCCUACACUUCUUUCUGUGGUGGCCUGCCAGCUCCUGAAUAUUCUGACAACCCUCUGAGAUACAAAUUCAGCUGGAGUCCACAGGGUGUCUUGUUGAAUACAGUUCAACCUGCUGUAUAUUUAAAAAAUGGAGAGGUGAUUAAUAUUCCAGCUGGAGGAGCUUUGCUGGAUUCUGUUAUUCCCAUGGACUUUUUCCCAGGAUUAAAUUUGGAAGGUUUUCCCAACAGGGACAGUACAAAAUAUGCUGAACCAUAUGGUAUUCAGUCAGCUCACACUUUAUUGAGAGGCACCUUAAGAUACAAGGGAUAUUCUAAAGCUAUGGGAGGCUUUGUAAGACUGGGAUUAGUAAACUCAGAUCCUUAUCCUUUGGUGAGUGCAACUGCACCAUCUAUAACCUGGAAAGGGUUGAUGUGCCAGCUUCUUGGACUUAAACCAUCUGUCAAAUCCAGCAGUCUUAAAGAAGCCGUCUACAAUAAGCUGGGAAAGGACAACAGUCAGCUGGAGGCAGUGGAAUGGUUAGGAUUACUUGGAGAUGAGCCAGUUCCUAUAGCUGACUCCAUUGUAGGGGCACUUGCAAAGCACAUGGAGAGAAAGUUGCCCUUUGGUGCUGGAGAGCGAGAUAUGAUUGUUGUGAGAAAUGAAAUAGGUCUUAGGCAUCCAUCUGGACAUUUUGAAGACAAAUUAAUUGAUCUGGUGGUGUAUGGUGAUGAUAAAGGAUAUUCUGCAAUGGCUAAAACUGUGGGGUAUCCCACUGCUAUUGCUGCUAAAAUGGUUCUGAAUGGUGAAAUUGAUGCCAAGGGCAUGGUAAUUCCAUUAACGAAGAACAUCUAUGGACCAGUACUUGAGCGUAUUAGAUCAGAAGGCAUUGUAUAUAGAACCCAAAGCGUUAUCAGACAAUAACUGAAUAUAACAGAUUGACCUUGAUUUUAUUUUUGUAAAGGAUUCAAUUUGGCCUUCAGUUAUGGGCCCAUUAAUGGUUGUGCCUACAGUCCAAGACACAAAUGAUGCCAUUUAUAAAACUACCUAUCUGAUUCUGCUGAGCACCUUCUAAGUAGUUGGAUGCGUAAAUUAUAUCAUUUUUUGCUUUUUGCCUAUUAGGGCUAGUUAAUGUUUUUUUUUUAAAAACAACACGCAUCAUAAAGUGCCAAAAAUCAUUUGACAUCAACAUACAUAACAAGGAACUAUUAUGCAGUAUGAUACUUACUAACAUUUUAUUGCCAUUAAGCACUUUGCUAAUUAAUUAAAUACCUGAGGACGGUUUUGUGUUUAAACAUAAAGCAUAUGCUUAGAACACGGGAGUUUUGUUACCAAAAGGACAGACCUCAAUUGAAAGGAAAACAUAGUGUGUAUUGUCUUAUAAGCCUAUUCAUAAGACAAGAAAAAGUCUAGUUAAGGAGUUCCAGUAAGUAAUUUAUUAUGCUUAAUCAUUCUCCUCAUCUAAAUCAUUUAUAUUUGUGUAUCAAAGUAAUAACCAGAUGCAAACCUCCAUAUAUUUAAAUAUACAUCUUAUUAAAAGAGAAUGUUGAUGUAAAGAAAAUAGGCAACAAUAUUUUUGUACGUUUCAAGGCAGUAUGAUAGAUGCACCAUAUUUUCCUGCAUAUAACAUGCCCUAAACUAUAAUACACACCAUGUUUUUGAAAGGGAGAAUGAAUUAAAAAACAGCUCCAGAGUUAUGGCUGCAUGAACAGGGACAUAUAAUUUUAAUCUGAUUUACCCUCCUGUUCCUGCUUAGGCUGUGAAAUAGGAGGAGAGAGAUCAGGAGCAGCUGACAGACAGCAAAAUUUCCCUAAGAAAGUUUAGCUUGAUUAGUGGAACAUCAAGACCAUUAAAAAGGAGAGACAUCAUUAAUACUUAUGGAGUGGAGAACAGUAAACCAUUAAGUCAAUUUAUUCCUUCAGCUGCCUGAACACUAAUACCACAGCUGCUGCACUCUUGAGAAGCAGAGGUCUUCUCUCCUAGGCAGAAAAAUUGGCUUCCCUGCUUAAUACAUGCACUCCAGUGUUAGGGGCUGAUUUUGGUGGAGGUGUGUAUGUUGUAUGUGAGAAAUUAUGUAAUAGCUUUAGAUGUAUUCGUGCACUUGUAAAUCAAUUCCUGUGUAAUUUUGAAAUGCCUUUAUUUUAAGCUGAAAAUGUUUUUGUAUCUGCCAAAUGUCUCUCUCUGGACCUGGAAUCAGUGUAACAGUUAGUUGGGAAAGGUUUUUAACCCCCACCUCCCCCAACAAAAAGCCACUCCCCCCCCCUCCCCCGCCAAAAAAAACCCAACCCAAACAAACAAAAAACCCAAACAAACCAACCAAAACCAGUGUUUCCACUUGCAGAAUGGAAGGCUGUUCUGAUAUGUUGAAAUACUAGCAAGUAUAUUUUGCUUUUUAUUUUUAGAGCUCAGUGGCAUUUAGUUCUACUUUUGGGGUCAGCGAGAGCAUUUGGGAUGUAAAUAUAAAGCUGCCAGAAAUAUCACUUGGAAAAGCUCCUGUGUGUGUUUACUAUAGAUUACUUUUUCCACUUCAGUGGGCCUGAAAGUUUUAAAAUAUACAGGCAGUGUGGUAUAAGGACCUCAAGAUACUGCAGGCCUAGAGGUUUAAAUCCAGGACAUACUGAUUUGUUAUUCUGGUCUUAGAUUUAUCUUCUCUUUCCUCUCAUUGUCCCAUCACUUAAAACCUUUUGAAAAUAUCCAUCCAGGACAUUAGUCAGGUAGUUCUCCCACUGGCCUCAGGAGCGAGGGACAGAAAUUACACAUAAGCCAAAUAAGUAAUUGAAAACCAGUUCAAAUCUGUAACACAACAGAAGUUCAGUGCACAUAACUGCUUUCAAAAUGGCCAAAACUGUUUUAAGAUAAACCUGGAGGGAUGUAUCAGACUUAAUUGAUAAAUAAUUUAUUCAACUUCUGUCCCAGAUCCCCUCCAGAUUCAAAUCAACUCUCAGUCCCCCAGCAUCCCAGGAUAUGUUGCACCUUUCCUGCAAACCUCCCUCUCCGGGUGGGUUGGUCCAAGCUGUCUGCUUCAGCCAAGCAGGGAGGCAUGCUCUAGCAUCCCCUGGGAUCAGACCUAUGCCAUUGCAGGCAUGUGGCUGCAUUUCUGGAAUCAAAACUAAAUGAGUGUCUGUUCACAUGCUUAUUUGUUCAAUCUACAGUUUAUACCAAGGGUGGGCAAUUAUUUUGGGCAGAGGGCCACUUACUGAGUUUUGGCAAGCCAUCGAGGGUCACAUGAUGGGCAGCCCAGGGCAGCUAAAUAUGAAUUUACUACAUUUUUUAGGGGCCCUGCA